CCUUAUAAAAAAUUUCCCCUUUUUUUAAUGUCUAUUUUUAUUUUCUCCACAAAAAUCAGAUUCUUGUACUCUCACUCUCUCACAAGUCACAGCCCUGUACUCUGUAGUGGCACUACUGCUCUUCAUCCUCCAUCUCACAAUUUCAGAUAUCAACAACGUUGGUGACGAAGAAGAUGAAUGCAAAUGAGGAUAGCUGCUUUCUCCUUCACUUCAUCAUGGGCACAUAUUUCGGUCCUGAUCUCAAAGGGGAGAGUAUCAAAAAGUCGGCUUUACAGCGAAUAGCAGAAGAUCUCCCUCCCUAUACACUGGAGCAGUUGGCAGAUUCCCACAUCAACACAUCUGAAAUCGAGCAAAUUUACUAUUAUCUUGUAAGGAAGGCGGAUAGGUCACUGGCAGUCAAACUAGCCGUGUUAAAGCAGUUCAUCCAAGGCAAUCAUCCUUCUCAGGGUGCAGACUUUCUUACACUCUUUCCUUCCCAUUUGCACCCUCAGAAGGAGUCACUUAACCAUAGUAGGAUCGUUUCAAAUGUUGUGUUUAUUCGAAAUCCUGCCAUCUUCUAUAUCAAACGGGAGGAUAUUGAGAGGUUUAAGAGACUAACAGGAUUAGAAGAUCUCUUCAUAGAAAAUAGUGUUGUAAGGCUGCCAAAUGGUGUAUUUCUCGAGGAGGAGGAUUUAGGGAAUGAUGAUGAUGACUCAGAGGAGGUGCCCAUCUUGAAUUACUAUCGUGGGAUUCGUGGGUGUCAAAGGAAACGCAAAUUGGAUGAAAUUUUGAAGUCUGAGAAUCUGAAGCAACCAAAAUCACUUCAGGUGGCUUUGCCACCUUCUGCAAAGCAAUUGAAUUCUAGGGUCAGAGACGGCCCUGGUAUUGUUAUUCUCCCUUCUCAGCCUAGCCGGGAGGAACUGCGCCGCAUUGUGGAGAUAGCAAGAAACGCAUAUGCAGUGACUGGAAGUGCGGCAAAGGGUGAAGUUGGUUCCGUUAUUGGACUCAUGGACAUUAGUGAAUCCGAGGAUUCAUACCUCUUCCGUGUUGCCCUUCCAGGAGUUAAAAGAGAAAACAGAGCAUUCCAGUGUGAAGUUGAAAGUGAUGGGAGGGUGGUGAUAAAGGGAGAAACGGUAACAGGCGAGAAGAAAAUAUACCGGUUUACGCAAACAUUCGUAAUGCAAACACAAAACAUGUGUCCACCAGGGCCAUUUUCGAUCUCAUUUCAGCUCCCAGGUCCAGUCGAUCCCCAAAAAUUCUCCGGUAGUUUUGGCCAAGAUGCAAUCCUUGAGGGAAUCGUCAUGAAGAAAAUUCCUCCAACAAGAUUAAUCAAAUUUGGCACUGAACCCUGAUUUCUCUUACCAAAAAUAUGUCACAUUCCGGCUUUUGUGCCGUUGUAAAUUCCUAGCUAAUAGCCUCUGUAGAUAUUCCAAAAACUAGCUUAUUAGCUAAUGUAAGAGACUCAUCAGCCUAAAGUAGAGUACUCCGAAUAA
Molecule: messenger RNA, 1472 nt
Organism: Spinacia oleracea (spinach)
Lineage: Eukaryota; Viridiplantae; Streptophyta; Magnoliopsida; Caryophyllales; Amaranthaceae
Product: increased DNA methylation 2
Exons: 3
Coding region: 174-1331 (385 amino acids)
Cellular component (GO): nucleus
Source: RefSeq, a predicted model, not a curated record